Molecule: messenger RNA, 3945 nt
Organism: Pygocentrus nattereri (red-bellied piranha)
Lineage: Eukaryota; Metazoa; Chordata; Actinopteri; Characiformes; Serrasalmidae
Gene: grm8b
Product: glutamate receptor, metabotropic 8b
Exons: 11
Coding region: 749-3475 (908 amino acids)
Biological process (GO): regulation of synaptic transmission, glutamatergic; G protein-coupled glutamate receptor signaling pathway
Cellular component (GO): membrane
Molecular function (GO): group III metabotropic glutamate receptor activity
Source: RefSeq, a predicted model, not a curated record
GUCUUUAGGCUAUUGCGUUUGCAGUGCUAUUAUGCCAUUUGGACGCAUUAACGAGUGGAUGCAAUGCAGCAGUUUUGAAAUCUGUGACAGUAGUGCUUAGCAUUAGCUUCAGGCGAAGGAGCACUUACCUUACAGCUUCUACUUUUGGUAUCUCAUUUUUCAAAAAAGUGGAGAAACUGUUGUAUGGAGAUAAAUGAGGUGUAGCUGCAUCAGCUGACUUAACUAAUGUGCCUCGACGAGGAUACGGGAUAGAGUGAGUAAUGGCAGAAGCCGCGGUGAGGAGAGUGAGUGUUACAGGGCUGCUCUUCUCUGCUCCGUGAGGAGGAGAGGUGAUGCUGUGGAGCGCGAGGACUCUCGUCAGCUCCGCAGCAGAGGCUCGCACACUCCGAGCUCAGAGCACAGGCGGGAAAAAGCGACCGGAGCGCGAGCACUGCAAGGGUCCCAUGUUUUUGCACGAUCUGUAGUGAGGGUCACUCUUACCAGGGGUAUGAUCGCCUAGUGCACCGUCACCUUCUCGUAUACAGCAUUCCACUGACCUAACUCACAGAUGACCAAUCUUGUUUUUUGGAAACCCCAGAGAAUGGUCACUUUACCAUGGGACCUCCUCCCACAGUGCAGGUGUACUGGUGACUCCUUUCACUUUGUACACCCCUUUCAUACUGGCCACCUACUGCAGUAACCACUUUGCACCUGACAGAAGUCUGCCUCUGCUCGCUCUCCUGUUUACAUAGUUUAACCUUGCAUUGUCAUGGCGAGGGACUCGACGUGGCGUAGCUGCAUUUUUAUGCUGACGGUGGUGACAUGCUCCUUCACCCAACGCCCGGAUCCCCUUGCACCCCCUACUCCUGAGUAUGCUCAUUCCAUUAGAAUAGACGGUGACAUUAUAUUGGGAGGCCUCUUCCCAGUGCAUGCGCGAGGGGAACGUGGUGCCCCCUGUGGUGAGCUGAAAAAAGAGAAGGGCAUCCACCGCUUAGAGGCCAUGCUCUUUGCCAUUGAUCUCAUCAACAAGGACCCUGACCUACUGCCCAACGUCACGCUGGGUGCUCGGAUCUUGGACACCUGCUCACGAGACACUUACGCUCUGGAGCAGUCACUUACUUUUGUGCAGGCACUCAUUGAGCGUGACCCCUCUGAUGUGCGCUGUGCUAGCGGCGAGCCACCCAUCUUUGCUAAGCCAGACAAGAUUGUGGGUGUGAUCGGUGCUUCUGCCAGCUCUGUUUCCAUCAUGGUGGCCAACAUUCUACGGCUGUUUAAGAUCCCUCAGAUUAGCUAUGCAUCUACCGCACCAGAGCUGAGCGACAACACCCGCUAUGACUUCUUCUCCCGAGUGGUGCCACCUGACUCCUACCAGGCUCAGGCAAUGUUGGACAUUGUUACAGCCAUGGGCUGGAACUACGUCUCCACGCUUGCCUCUGAGGGAAACUAUGGAGAAAGCGGUGUGGAGGCCUUCGUUCAGAUCUCUCGGGAAACCGGUGGUGUAUGUAUCGCACAGUCUCUGAAAGUCCCCAGAGAGCCCAGAGCAGGAGAGUUUGACAAGAUCAUCUUGCGGCUGCUGGAAACCCCCAAUGCUCGUGCCAUCAUCAUGUUUGCAAAUGAGGACGACAUCAGACGCAUCCUCAAUGCUGCCAAGAGAAACAAUCUGACAGAUCAUUUCCUCUGGGUGGGGUCUGACAGUUGGGGCUCGAAGAUCUCCCCUGUGGUUCAGCAGGAGAAAGUGGCUGAGGGAGCAAUUACCAUUCUGCCUAAAAGAGCUUCGGUCGAUGCUUUUGACAGGUACUUCAGAAGCCGCUCCCUAUCCAACAACCGGAGGAAUGUGUGGUUUGCUGAGUUCUGGGAGGAGAACUUUGGAUGCAAGUUGGGGAUGCAUGGCAAACGUCCUGGCAGUCCUAAGAAGUGCACAGGGUUGGAGAAGGUUGGAAGGGACUCCAGCUACGAACAGGAGGGAAAGGUGCAGUUCGUGAUGGAUGCUGUGUACGCCAUGGCCCAUGCUCUUCACCGCAUGCACAGAGACUUAUGUUCUGGAUACCCGGGACUUUGCCCUCGAAUGAGCAACAUUGACGGCAAAGAGCUGCUGGGUUACAUCCGCAAUGUCAGCUUUAAUGGAAGUGCCAAGACUCCUGUAACAUUCAAUGAGAACGGAGAUGCUCCUGGACGAUAUGACAUAUUCCAGUAUCAAAUUACUAAUGGAUCAACGGCUGAGUACAGAGUCAUCGGCCACUGGACAGAUCACCUUCAUUUGAAUAUGGAUGCCAUGCAGUGGGUGAGUGGUGACUCAUCUGUGCCUGCCUCAGUGUGCAGCCUGCCCUGUCAGACGGGCGAGCGUAAGAAAGUGGUGAAAGGAGUGCCCUGCUGCUGGCACUGCGAGCGCUGUGAAGGCUACCAUUACCAGGCCAGCGAGUUCACCUGCCAACUCUGCCCGUAUGAGCAACGACCAGACCACAACCGCACCGGCUGUCAGCCUAUCCCCAUCAUCAAGCUGGAGUGGCACUCGCCCUGGGCCGUGUUUCCUGUUUUCAUUGCCAUUCUGGGCAUCAUCGCCACCACGUUUGUGAUAGUCACUUUCAUACGUUAUAACGAUACACCGAUUGUACGUGCCUCUGGCAGAGAGAUGAGCUAUGUGCUGCUGACUGGAAUUUUCCUCUGCUACAUCAUUACCUUUCCCAUGAUUGCAACACCUGGGGUGGCUGUCUGCUCUUUCCGCAGAAUCUUCUUAGGCCUUGGCAUGUGUUUCAGCUACGCUGCGCUUCUUACCAAGACCAACCGCAUCCACCGCAUCUUUGAGCAGGGUAAGCGUUCAGUGGCAGCGCCACGCUUCAUCAGCCCUGCCUCGCAGCUGGUCAUUACCUUCAGCCUGAUCUCAGUGCAGCUGUUGGGUGUGCUGGUGUGGUUUAUUGCCGACCCACCACACACAAUCGUGGAUUAUGGUGAGCAGCGCACACAGGACCCCGAAAACGCACGUGGAGUGCUCAAAUGUGACAUAUCUGAUCUCUCACUCAUCUGUUCAUUGGGCUACAGUAUUCUUUUGAUGGUCACAUGCACUGUUUAUGCCAUCAAGACCAGAGGAGUACCAGAGACCUUCAACGAGGCCAAGCCCAUUGGAUUUACUAUGUACACCACCUGCAUCAUUUGGCUUGCCUUCAUUCCAAUCUUCUUUGGGACAGCACAGUCUGCAGAGCGGAUGUACAUCCAGACGACCACCCUGACCGUGUCCCUGAGCCUGAGUGCAUCUGUAUCUUUGGGGAUGCUCUAUAUGCCCAAAGUCUAUAUAAUCAUCUUCCACCCAGAGCAAAACGUGCCCAAACGCAAGCGCAGCUUCAAGGCGAUUGUCACAGCCGCCACCAUGUCCAGCAAGCUCAGCCAACUGGCCAGUGAGAGGCCAAAUGGAGAGGUGAAAACUGAACUCUGUGAGAGUGUGGACAACAGCACACCGCCAACAAAAACAACCUACGUCAGCUAUACCAAUCAUGCCAUAUGAAGUUGCAUCCUGAGUAGAAGAUUCUGGGAUUGUUUACAUGAGGCAUGGAUUAAUGGCACCAACUGGAGCUAAAGCAUGACACUAUGAUGUUGUUCGUAGCAAAGAGAACGACUGGUUGGACUGAGACAAGAACAUCUUUUUUUCUACACUGGUGGCCAUGCAGCAGUCAGAAUGAAUGGCACAGCAGCAAAUAUUAACUGGAUGUCGGUGAAGGAGCAAGAGCAAAAAAAUAUAUAUAAAAAUUCAGAAAACAAAGGAAAUAUUGGAGUCAACCAUGUUAGCUGUUAUUCUAAUUGUAAGUAUUUUGUGGUUGUGCAGACUUUUUAAUUCUUGUUCCACAGUGUCAGAUCUGCAUUGGAAAAUGCAUUUGUCUCUUGUAUCGGCUACUCUGAUCAAUUAGCCCUGGGUUGUAAGUGUGUAUAUGCCAUGGUUGAAGCAUGCCAAUUUUUUAUACAAAUAAUUUAUUUAUA